Messenger RNA from Guillardia theta CCMP2712, 724 nucleotides. RefSeq lists its product as hypothetical. The record is from RefSeq and is a predicted model, not a curated record. Gene Ontology annotation, molecular function: ubiquitin-protein transferase activity. The transcript has 10 exons. Lineage: Eukaryota; Cryptophyceae; Pyrenomonadales; Geminigeraceae. Gene Ontology annotation, biological process: protein ubiquitination. The coding region runs from base 38 to 700 and encodes 220 amino acids.
GUGGGAUGACCGGCAUCAAGGCAGUGAGCUCGGUGCCAUGAAGAGAAGAAGCGCCCUACGCGACCCCAAGGUAGACUCCGCAACCCGAGUAGCCAUGCUUCUUUCCCGUGGCAAAGCAGAACAAACACCCAGCAUGCACACGGAGGCAGGAACCUUGACAGCAUGGCGGCGAGGACAUGCCACCCAGUCAUACGGCCUGCAUGUGGAGAACAAGGAAAGGUGGCGUGAGCCUGAGUCAAGGAUACGGUCGUUUCACUGGAUAUCGAGCGGGGUUCACACAGAGGAUGAAGAGUUUGACACGGUUCUGCUGCUGCUGGAGAAGAGACUAAUAAAACAAGCGCGAGCCGAUCACAUGCCGCGUGUUUACGACAUGCUUAGAAGCUUGCGAUCUUGCAACUAUGAAUAUCAGCCCUCCCUUGGUGCUUGUGCACAUGCAGAGGAGGACCACGCGAACUGCCAUGGCUCACCCUCCUCCCUUCCUAAGGAGUUUGUCUGUCCCAUAUCGCAUGACGUCAUGCAGGACCCGGUCGUCGCGCUUGACGGACACACAUACGAGCGCGAGGCGAUCGAGGAGUGGCUCAAGCGAUCUUGUCGCUCACCGAUGACAGGACAGAUGAUGAUGGGCGACGAAGUCAUCCCCAACUUCACUCUACGAUCCAUGAUCCACAACUUCAUCUCGAUUGAUCGCCGAGUCUCGUAGUACAAGUGAAGACUAUGAGUCGAU